Molecule: messenger RNA, 4079 nt
Organism: Siniperca chuatsi (mandarin fish)
Lineage: Eukaryota; Metazoa; Chordata; Actinopteri; Centrarchiformes; Sinipercidae
Product: recombining binding protein suppressor of hairless-like
Exons: 11
Coding region: 121-1611 (496 amino acids)
Biological process (GO): Notch signaling pathway; regulation of transcription by RNA polymerase II
Cellular component (GO): nucleus; MAML1-RBP-Jkappa- ICN1 complex
Molecular function (GO): RNA polymerase II cis-regulatory region sequence-specific DNA binding; DNA-binding transcription activator activity, RNA polymerase II-specific
Source: RefSeq, a predicted model, not a curated record
CACCCAUUUGCCCCGUCACACCGCCCCUCUUUCUGGUUCUUCUGUUGUGCCGUUGGCUUUGGUGAGAGGGAUGGGGGAGGGAUCUCGCGAUUUUUUUCUGGGGGGAGACUUAUUUGGAAGAUGGCGCCCGUUGUUACGGGGAAGUUUGGUGAGCGUCCACAGCCUCAGCGUUUGACAAGGGAGGCUAUGAGGAAUUACUUGAAGGGUAAAGAUGAUCAAACAGUGCUCAUACUACAUGCGAAAGUUGCACAAAAGUCAUAUGGCAAUGAAAAAAGGUUUUUCUGCCCUCCACCAUGUGUGUAUCUGAUGGGCAGUGGCUGGCAGAAGAAGUUAGAGAACAUGGAGAAGGAGGGCUGCACAGAGCAGGAGGCCCAGCCGUGUGCAUUCAUUGGGAUAGGCAACAGUGAACAGGAGAUGCAGCAACUCAAUCUCGAGGGGAAGCACUUCUGCACAGCUAAGACACUGUAUAUCAGUGACUCGGAUAAAAGGAAACACUUCAUGCUGUCUGUGAAGAUGUUGUAUGGGAACAGCGCCAACAUAGGAGUCUUCCUCAGUAAGAGGAUCAAGGUCAUCUCCAAGCCCUCUAAGAAGAAACAGUCCUUGAAAAAUGCAGAUUUGUGUAUCGCUUCAGGGACUAAAGUGGCGUUGUUUAACCGCCUGCGUUCCCAGACAGUUAGCACCAGGUAUCUUCACGUGGAGGGGGGGAACUUUUAUGCCAGCUCCCAACAGUGGGGUGCCUUCUAUAUCCACCUGUUGGACGAUGAUGAGUCUGAAGGAGAGGAGUUUGCUGUGAGAGAUGGCUAUAUUCAUUAUGGCCAGACGGUCAAAUUGGUCUGUUCUGUUACUGGCAUGGCCCUGCCCAGACUGGUCAUUCGCAAAGUGGACAAGCAGACUGCAUUAAUGGAUGCAGAUGACCCAGUGUCCCAGCUUCACAAGUGUUGCUUCUAUCUGAAAGAUACAGACAGAAUGUAUCUGUGUCUCUCACAGGAGAGGAUCAUCCAGUUCCAGGCCACACAGUGCUCCAAAGAAACUAACAAGGAGAUUGUUAACGAUGGGGCUUCCUGGACUAUCAUUAGCACUGACAAGGCAGAGUACACAUUUUUUGAGGGUAUGGGCCCCGUCCACACACCAGUCACACCUGUCCCUGUGGUGGAAAGUCUGCAGUUAAAUGGUGGAGGAGAUGUGGCAAUGUUGGAGCUGACAGGACAGAACUUCACCCCUAACCUCAGAGUGUGGUUCGGAGAUGUGGAGGCUGACACCAUGUACAGAUGUGGAGAGAGCGUCCUGUGUGUGGUGCCGGACAUUUCUGCCUUCAGGGAGGGCUGGCGCUGGGUGAGACAGCCAGUUCAGGUCCCUGUCACGCUGGUCCGCAAUGAUGGAAUCAUCUACGCCACCGCCCUCACCUUCACCUACACCCCUGAACCAGGGCCCCGACCCCACUGCAGUGCUGCUGGUGCCAUUCUGCGGUCACAUAGCACCUCUUCGUCAUCACCAGCAUCUUCAUCUUCACCUUCAUCCUUGUUGGGCGGGCUCGGGGACGGCCAUGGGGCUUAUAACAGUAGUGACUCAGGCAUGUCGUCAGGGACGUCAACCAUGUCGGUGCUGUCAUAGUAAUACUUACUCUGUGUGUGUGUUGUUGUUUUUGUAUGUGUGCUUUGAAUGACUGAGUGAGAAAAUGUGCGCAUGUACUUUCCAAAGAGGCUCAUGGACCUGUGAAGAAUUGCACACAGACUCGGAAACUCUUCAUCAGAGAGCAAUUGUGAUCAUCAGGAAUGCUGAAGAGAGUUUGAAAACAAAGAACAAAAAAUACUUGGGAUGACUGAAUCAUCUCUUUAGCUCCCUCUUGUGGUUUGUUGUGGACAUGUAAAAAGCACCACUUAAAAGGACCUUGAUAUCCAAGACUUUCACCUAAAAGAAGAUGAAUCUGAACUGUACAAGAACGAUUUUGUUUUAUAUGCCUGUGGGUUUGGAAGCUACGUUUUCACUAUGCUCUCUUUCUACCGAAGUCAUGUUUUUACUGAAAAACUUGUUGAUUUAUCUGCUGUGUGCAAGGGAAAAAUUUGUUGUAAGACUAACAUAGUUUUUACGGACCAAGGAAUAUUAUUAUACUAUUUUAUUCAUAUUAUAUUUUAUAAGCUUUUGCCGAGGUACAUUUUGACAGGUUUUGUAUGAUACUGCUUAGUAAGUUCACUUUUGUUACCAAAUAGAAUUCGUCAUGUUGUUAACUCCUAUUUGAGUUUUAUCUCAGUGGGGUGGUCAAAGUGGAAAUGGCUUGUAGUAUGUCUCUUCAUAUUCUGACUGCAGCUCCUCUGCUUUUCUCCUCUUUCUUUAAUCUUCACUGGUGCGUUUAGGAACUAGAUCGCCAAAUUCAUAAAUACUUAACAGUCAUUUCAGCAGUUUCAAUUUUCCUACAUGCUGUAUAACUAUGAAAAAAGAUGAUCAGGCUAAAGUUUUUUAGGAGACUCAUCAGACAAUUAAGACAUGUGCAUAUCUGCUUGCAGUUUUUUACUUAGCUGCCUUCGAUCUUCUAGGUCACUGGGCUUGACUGAUCAGUCCCAUAAUACUUUUUAUAUCAACGAUGACAUUUUUGAUUAGUGUAGUGUAUGUAUGUGAUAAUAUUAAAUACACCAUCAGUGUAUUCUGCGAGACCAAGACCUGUGUUUUCUAAUCAGUAUGCUGUUUUUGUACCAGAGUGCUUAAACUCAAAUCUAAACAUAAUCACUCCCUCUUUUACCAUAGCUAUGUAUGUACACAGCAGUGCUGCUUAUUUCACAGUAGUGAAGCCUGUACACAAAAUUACAGUACUAAGUUUAUGUAAAUUACUACUAAGUCAAGGAACAAAGAAGGAAAGUCAAAACUAAUAUCCGUCUGCUCAAAAAGAUUUCAUUCCGCGCACAUGGCACAGUCGUUUUGGAGGGGCCUCAAGUUUUGAGUUUGUGCUUUUGUGAUGGAGGAAGAGCUGUACCAUCGUCUCUGCUGUGUAGCUUGUAGCACUGUCCUCACAGUCCACCUGAGCUCAGCAAUGUCACGUUGGGAUUGGGCCUUGUUGAAUCAGCUGUGGUUGUGCUUUGGGUCUUAUACGAUGAGGUGAUGAUUUGUACAGAUUCAAGCUCCUACCUUGUUCAGCAGGUUGAAUAUAAAAAUGGAUAUUUAAAUUGACUCACUAAACUGUCAGGAAUGACAUUAUGUCAUUCAGGUUAUGUUGCCUUAAAAACCACUACUAACAGCAUCAUGUCUUGCUUAAAAUUCCUCACAAAGUAUCCUGACUUGCAUCAUGCUUUUUGUAUCAUACUGUAUAUCACGUUUCAAGAUUGAGUUUCAAGUAAAUGUGGUGGGUUGGCCAGCUUAUUGCCAGUUGGAUGUUUUCAUGACAAUGAUGUGAAUUACUUAAUUUCUUGCAUAUGUUUUUUCAACAUGCCUAAAAAGUAGAUCUAUGGUUGUAUAGCAAAGUAUUUACAUCAUAACAAUCCUGCAACACCAUCUGAACAUUCUUUCUCUCCAUUCUCCAUCAUUUUCUUUUCAUGCUGUCAGUAUACAAUAGUCUUGAUUAGAUUCAUUUUUUAUAUCACAACAGUUUGUUAAAGGAUGUACUUUUAGUAUUCCAACAACAUUGUAGUCGUCAGGAUCUUCAGAGGUGGAGGGAUGUGGCAUUUUUGGUCAUUAGCACACCUGAUAAAAUCUUUGCUCAUUGGAUCCCCAAUCUACCUUGUUAGUUUCUUCUUCGUGUCUGCAUUCUCAAAUGUGCCUUACUUAGUCACCAUGUACCACACAAUAUCUACAAGGCCAGGUGUGAUGUAAGUUAGUACUGUCAUAAGGUCGACUGUGAGCUAGCAUGCUAAAUCAACCUCAUCAUAUCAUCAUACUGGCAGGUUUAUGAUCAUUUUCACUGCUCUCGUGUUUUAUGGAAUAAGUGUCUGUACUCUCAUGUCCAGCCUUUUGUUUCUCACUGCUCUUUCCCUAUAUGAUGAUAUCCCUUCGUCUUUUCAGUCUGGCAUAUUACUCUGUAAGUAACUCAAUCUGCCAAGGUUCUUCAGUGAAGGUCAUGAAUAAAAACAAGUUGAAGCUGAAUGUCACCCGUA